GGAUGUUGGUUCUCACAGUAUUAUCGUCCGGUGCAACAACACGGUGGCUCUCGGGCCGAUUUUCUCGCACAAUAUUAUCACAACGAGUCGGACCGAAAUAAGCGGCGCUCUUUCUGGUUCCGUGUUGAAAAGUUAGAGGAACGAAACAUGCAGGACCCAAAUGAAGACACCGAGUGGAACGACAUCCUGAGAAAGAAGGGAAUUCUUCCUCCUAAAGACACCCAGAAGGAGGAUGAGGAAGAGGAGCAGAUCCUUCAGCAGCAGUCAGUUGUGAAGACGUAUGAGAACAUGACGCUGGAGGAGCUGCAGGACAAUGAGGAUGAGUUCAGUGAGGAGGACGAAGUUGCCAUUGAGAUGUACAGGCAGAAGAGGCUCGCUGAGUGGAAAGCAAAGCAGCUGCAGAAUGUAUUUGGCGAAGUGAAGGAGAUUUCAGGUCAAGACUAUGUUCAGGAAGUAAACAAGGCCGGAGACAAGAUCUGGGUGGUGCUGCAUCUCUACAAACAAGGCAUCCCUUUAUGCACGCUGAUCAAUCAGCACUUGGCCUCAUUGGCACAGAAGUUUCCAGACACUAAAUUCCUGAAGUCAAUCUCCACAACGUGUAUCGCUAAUUAUCCGGACAGAAAUCUGCCUACCAUCUUUGUUUAUCAUGAAGGAGAAAUGAAGGCGCAGUUCAUCGGGCCACUUGUGUUUGGAGGAAUGAACCUCAAAUGUGAUGAGCUGGAAUGGCGUUUGGCUGAAUCUGGUGCGGUGAAAACAGACUUGGAGGAAAAUCCAAGGAAACAGAUCCAGGACCAGUUGAUUUCAUCCAUCCGCUGCUCAGCACCGACCCGCAAAGACAGCGAUGAAUCUGAUGAUGACUGAUUUGGGAUAGGUUUAAUUUUUUCAGUUCUGAAGACGUUUGGACAUUU
Molecule: messenger RNA, 908 nt
Organism: Tachysurus vachellii
Lineage: Eukaryota; Metazoa; Chordata; Actinopteri; Siluriformes; Bagridae
Gene: pdcl3
Product: phosducin-like 3
Exons: 7
Coding region: 148-861 (237 amino acids)
Biological process (GO): positive regulation of gene expression; angiogenesis; protein folding
Cellular component (GO): cytoplasm
Source: RefSeq, a predicted model, not a curated record